Molecule: messenger RNA, 986 nt
Organism: Mytilus californianus (California mussel)
Lineage: Eukaryota; Metazoa; Mollusca; Bivalvia; Mytilida; Mytilidae
Product: transforming growth factor-beta-induced protein ig-h3-like
Exons: 6
Coding region: 53-937 (294 amino acids)
Biological process (GO): cell adhesion; extracellular matrix organization
Cellular component (GO): extracellular matrix
Molecular function (GO): cell adhesion molecule binding
Source: RefSeq, a predicted model, not a curated record
UAUACACAGUCCUAGUCAUGUCCGUGUUUUCAUUUUAAUCUAAUAUUUUAAAAUGAAGAUUUUGUUGGUAAUUUUCGCUGCAGUCAUAUCGGCCAAUUGUAAUCCGUGUCAAUUUUACGAUUUGCUGACUUGUGCAGACUUUCUUGGAUCAUGGAAAUUCGUUGAAUUAUGUGAAAAAGCUCAUGUUACGCAUGAAUUUACAAAAGGAAAUGAUAGCAAAACUCUGUUUCUGCCUUCAAGAGGUGCACUGGACAGUAUUCCAUCAGCAAUCAUGGAGAUGAUGUCUAAAAAUAAAACAUUUUUAAAAGAAACAAUUAUGUACCAUUUAGUUCCUCAGAAACUUCAAUGUAACAAUAUGAAAGACAACAGUUUAUUGCCAACUUUCCAAGGAGAACAAUUACGAGUUAACAGAUACACAUCAGAACAGGACAACAAAACUUUAAUAACAGUAGAAGGUGGUGAGUACAUGAACGUUGAGGACAGGACAAAGAAUGGAAGGAUAUGUGUUAUACAUCAUGUAUUAUAUCAGAUUCCAACUAAAACAGCAUACAAAUAUAUAUCUGAAGACCGCAAUGUAAGCACAUUUCUCUUACUUGCAUCUAAAGCUCAGGAUUUGGACACUUUUAAAGGACCUAACAUGACUGUUUUAGUACCAGACAAUGCAGCAUUUUCCAAAUUAGCUCCUGGUGUUUUGCAAAAUAUCACAAGUAAUCCAGAAUUGCUUAAAGGAGUUCUGUCAAACCAUAUGGCUGAUGAAGUGUUUUUCACUGAAGGUCUUACUCACUUACGGAAAUUUACAGCUAAAUCAGGCACGUCUUUUCCAGUGGACAUUAAAGAGAGAGAAGUGUAUAUAGGUUCAGCUAAGAUAAUCAACGCAGAUGUACCAACUUUGAACGGUGUGGUUCAGAUCAUAGACACAGUUUUGGUAGAAACAUAGAGGGAUGAUAUUAUUGAAAUGAUGAAUUUUGAAUUAAAGAUAACUUAAU